Erigeron canadensis is the source of this 1869-nucleotide messenger RNA. Its product is annotated as probable terpene synthase 13. Lineage: Eukaryota; Viridiplantae; Streptophyta; Magnoliopsida; Asterales; Asteraceae. The record is from RefSeq and is a predicted model, not a curated record. The coding region runs from base 52 to 1755 and encodes 567 amino acids. Gene Ontology annotation, molecular function: magnesium ion binding; terpene synthase activity. The transcript has 7 exons.
AAUAACAUCUAUGUGUUUGUGGUAGAUUAUAUAUCACAGCAACCAGCCCGGAUGGCAGCUCAAAAUAGUUUGUGUGUAAUCGCUUCAUAUACUCGCAAAAAUAAUGCACAAUUGUUUAGAUCUAAUCACAACAUACUUUCAAUGCGAGACCACAUAUACAUACGGAGCAUCACAUCAUCAAACAACAUCAAUAAAUGUUCUCAGCUUUUGAAAUCAAACAAACGCUCCUACGUCCAAUCGAGAAGUUCGACACGAGAGUGUGUGGCAGGGGAUAUUGAGUUAAAACAUGCAAUACUACUUAAACAUGUUCGGAAUCAAUUGAUCGCCAAAGCUAUUGAUCAUCUUAAACUUGAUGAUAUAUUCAUGGUAGAUGCUAUUUAUCGAGUUGGGCUUGGUUAUCUCUUUAAAGACGAGAUCAAGUUAAUUUUGGAACGACGAUACUUGCAAUUUAUAAGAAAGGAUUUCAUUGAGCAUUUGAAUCUUUAUGAAGUCUCUUUAUGCUUUCGAAUCCUAAGGCAGAAUGGUUUUCAUGUGUCUAAAGAUGUGUUCAAGCCAUUCAAAGGAAAAGAUGACAAGUUUGACGAAAAACAUAAAAAAGACAUUAGAGGUAUGAUGGAAUUAUAUGAAGCUUCGCUGUUACGUAUAAAAGGAGAAAACAUACUUGAUGAAGCAGAAAAUUUUAGCAGCCAAAUACUAGAGGAUACAAUCACAUAUCUUGAUGAUAAUGAUGAAUCAAGGAUGAUUAGAUAUACACUUGAAAAUCCUCAAAGAAAAACGUUAACGAGCUGUAUCAAAGAAUCGAAUAAUAUAGUGCAGGAGUUAGCAGAAGUGGAAUGCAAGAUGGUCCAGCCCAUACGUACAAUGGAACUAAAUCAAAUCUCAAGGUGGUGGAACGAAACAGGAUUGGGGCAAGAUCUAUGUCGGGCUAGGAACCAACCUCUAAAGUGGUACAUUUGGCCGAUGGUUGCCCUUCCUAAUCCCGCAUUUUCACAGCAGAGAGUUGAUCUAACGAAAGUUGUUUCCCUUAUUUAUGUUAUAGACGACGUUUUUGAUAUAUAUGGUACCCUUGAUGAAGUAACUCUAUUUACGAAAGCUGUAAACAGGUGGGAUAUCAAGGCUAUCGAAGAACUUCCAUACUACAUGAGGUCUUCGUUCAAGGUGUUAUAUGAAGUUACAAAUGAAAUCGCUGGCAAAGUUUCUAAAAAACAUGGAUUUAACCCAAUGGACUCCUUAAGAAGUUCGUGGGCGACACUUUGUGAAGCAUUUCUUGUAGAAGCCAAAUGGUUUGCAUCCGGACACGUUCCAACUACAGAUGAAUACCUCAAGAACGGGAUAGUAAGUUCAGGCAUACAAGUUUUUCUUGUUCACCUGUUCUUCCUCCUUGGAGAUGGUAGCACCAAGGAAAAGGCAAGAGUAAUCAACGAUAACCAAGGCAUUGUAUUCUUAGUAUCAAAAAUAUUGCGUCUAUCAGAUGACUUGCAAUGUGUACUGCAGGAUGAGAAUCAAGAUGGCCAUGAUGGAUCUUUCGUCAAGUGUUUACUCGUAGAACAUGGUGAUAUUUCAGUUGAGAUUGCAACGGAGCGUGUCAUUCAAAUGAUUUCCGAUGCUUGGAAGUGUCUAAACAAGGAGUGUCUAUCUGGUAAUCCUUUUUCAGAGGAUUUCACUAAAGGAUCAAUAAAUGUAGCGAGAUUGGUUCCGUUAGUGUACUCUUAUAGUGACAAUAAUUCUUUUCCAUUGCUACAUGACAUUUCCUAAUACCGGCCAGUUUGCUAUCUCUGUGCCUAUGUAUGAUGAAUUAUAUAUGGUGUUUGUAACUUGUAAGUUUAAUCUUUGGCUUAAUAUAGAUGAGUUAUUGUAUACAUUGUAUUU